Messenger RNA from Hermetia illucens (black soldier fly), 1379 nucleotides. RefSeq names its product protein spaetzle-like. The record is from RefSeq and is a predicted model, not a curated record. The coding region runs from base 387 to 1022 and encodes 211 amino acids. The transcript is spliced from 4 exons. Gene Ontology annotation, biological process: regulation of Toll signaling pathway; central nervous system formation; innate immune response. Lineage: Eukaryota; Metazoa; Arthropoda; Insecta; Diptera; Stratiomyidae. Gene Ontology annotation, cellular component: extracellular region. Gene Ontology annotation, molecular function: growth factor activity; Toll binding.
GUUCGUUGGUAUAUCCCACACUCAAAGAGUGAGCGUUAGUGCUCCACUCUUUGAGAUAAUUAGCAUUUUUAUUACUGGUUCAAAACGAAUCGUUCUUAUCAAUUAUUGGUUUAUUUUUUUCCUGGCUUGCUCGGAGGGGAGCUGUCCAGCUCAGUUAAGUACGAUCCGCUAUCAGCUCCUCAACUGGAAUCUUAACCUUGUCGACCUUAGUUUAUUACCUACCUACCGAGCAAGAUUCUUAUAUUCUACUGGAACACAGACAACAGUUCGAAUCUAGCAAGCACUCCGCUGAGACGAUUCUUAGUAAACAGAAUAUAAAUAAAUCGUACAAAUAAUAACAAAUAUCGCGGAUAAAGUUUGAAAAGCCGGCGUGAUAAAUUCUAUCUAUGACCAUGUAUCCGAGUGUAUCUAAAUUAGUGGAAGGAGAUAUGUCAAAAUUUUGCUAUACCGCCGGAGUUAUUUUUUUAUUGUUAAUGCUGAUGACUACAGCAGCAAAGGCAGGAGAUAUAAUGUUUCCAGAUCAAGCUACUCUGUCUGCACUUGGAAAAACUACCCCAAAGUGUAAGGCAAAUGGAACUGAGGUACUAUGUCAAGGGGUGGAAAAUUAUCCAGCCAAUGAAUUGGAGAGUCUAAUAAAAUCUGACGCUACGAGGUAUAUGGAGUUAUUUGGAGAGGACUUGCUAAUUGGCCUUUCAACGAGGUUCGAUCAUCCUGGGGAAGAAUCACUUUGCCGGAAUUCGGAGCGACUCGUGUACCCGCAGAGUGGAUUAAAUAAAGAUGAAAAAUGGCUCUUCAUUGUGAACCAUGAUAAGUACAAGCAAGGGAUUCGGAUAGAAGAAUGUUUAGGUGCAGGUGAGCAAUGUUCCCUGACUGAAAGCUUCCCGAAUAACUACAAAACGGAGUGCAGGCAGCAUUAUGUAUAUCGCCAACUUCUAUCAUUAAGUCCGCAGGGACGCAUAGUCAAGGAGCAAUUUCGGUUCCCUGCUAGCUGCAAAUGUGUUGUGAAAGUGCCGGAGAUGUAAUCAGUUUUGCGCCCUAUGUCGAAUAUAUUAUGACGAGAAGACUAUUCAAUGAAUAUCUUACAAGCAGGCUAUCUACUGUACGUUAAUUUGUCCUUUCGAAAUUCGAUAAAUUUUAAUAAUAAUUAAAUUUAUGUUGUAAAAUUUAUAUUUAAUUCUAAUAACUAUAAUUGGAAAUCAAAAGCAUUGUUUCCAUGACAAAUUGAAUAAUAUUUCUGACUCCAGAUAUUUUAGGAAAAAGGCAAUAUAGAAUGAGAAAUGGAAUGAAAACCUGGUGAUAAGACUUUAAUAUUAUCAAAACAAAGUAACCGUUUGAUGUUUGCACAAAAUUUAAAAAAAUAAUGUUCAAUGAUGAACUUA